This is a messenger RNA of Kockovaella imperatae, 1632 nucleotides long. Its product is annotated as general substrate transporter. Gene Ontology annotation, molecular function: carbohydrate:proton symporter activity. The coding region runs from base 1 to 1632 and encodes 543 amino acids. Gene Ontology annotation, cellular component: membrane. The transcript has a single exon. The record is from RefSeq and is a predicted model, not a curated record. Gene Ontology annotation, biological process: carbohydrate transport; transmembrane transport. Lineage: Eukaryota; Fungi; Basidiomycota; Tremellomycetes; Tremellales; Cuniculitremaceae.
AUGGAGACCAUCGAAGGCAAAGACGUCGAAAUUUCCCAUCGAGAAGUCCUUACAACAAACCACGAGCCAAAGACCGAUCAGCUCAUUGAUGAGGCCCUAGGUGGUAAUGCUAUUGAGCAUGACUUGAGUACUCUCGAAGCCUUGCGCAUCUAUAAGCGAGGUGUGGCUCUUGUGGCGCUGAUCACCCUGACGAUCAUCAUGCGGGGAUACGAUGCCAGUGUGGCGCCCACUUUUUUCGCCUUGCCCGCCUUUCAGAAUCGCUUCGGUCACCCCGUCCCUGGGCACGGUAAUCAGGUUGCAGCAAGGUGGCAAAGCGCUCUCGGUGUCUCCACAACAGUGGGCCAGGUGUUCGGUUCGUUUGUCGCCACCUACCCUAUGGAAUGGUAUGGCCGGAGGAAGACCUUGGCAGUCUAUCUCCUUCUCACUUCUGCCGUCAUUCCGAUGCAAGUCUUCGCACCGUCGAUACAGGUCCUGACAGCUGGCGAAUAUAUCGGUGGCUUCUUCCUUGGAGCAUACCAAGUUUUGAUCCCCACGUAUUCGUCGGAAUUGUUGCCGAUCAUUUUGCGUCCCUACCUUGCAGGAUUGAUCAACACGGCGUACAAUGCGGGCGGUCUUUUGAUGGCCGGCAUCUCCUACUCAUUUUCCCACUGGAAUUCGGAAUGGGCCUACAAGAUCCCUUUCGCACUUCAGUGGGUAUGGCCAGUUAUUAUAUUGCCGAUCGUCUACUUGACGCCCGAGUCACCGUGGUGGCUGGUACGAAAUGGCAAACUGGAGGAAGCUAGAGUUGCGCUGUCAAAGCUUGGGGAUGAGAACGACCCUCGCAUCAAUUUCGACAGGACCGUAGCAAUGAUGCAAAAAACCGACUUGUUCGAGCAAAAGGUGGAGACUGGGGGUAGCCUGUUAGAUUGCUUCAAGGGGCCUUCUCGUUACCGCACCGAGAUUUUGAUCAUGAUUUUCUUCUGUCAAGACUUUGCGGUCAGCCCUGUCAGCGCAGCGUACUUUUACGAGCAGCUGAACAUUGAUGUCACGAAAUCUUUCCGGCUCAAUAUCGGCGGCACAUCAAUCGGACUCUUCUGUGCCAUUGCGGCCGCCUUUUUCCUCCGCUACUUUGGACGUCGAAGUGUCUAUACCUCCGGAAUCGGGGUUCUUUGCGUGAUACAAAUGACAGUGGGUUUCCUUCAACUUCCUCCGAGCUAUAAUCAGAACGGCAAUUUUGCCACAGCGCAGAUAGUACUGCUAUUUAUCGCGAGCGCGGUGUACAACCUUACCAUUGGUCCUCUCUGCUACAGCAUCCUCACCGAAGUGCCGUCGAUCCGUCUUCGAUCCAAGUCGGUGGCUAUCUCGAUCGCGACGGAUGCUGUCUGUGGUAUCGUGACGAAUUUCGUCACGCCGUACCUGAUCAACCCCGGGGAGGCAAACGCUCGUGGCAAGGUCGACUUCCUUUGGGGAGGGAUCUCUUUCUUCUCGUUCUGGUGGUGCUUCUUCAGACUUCCCGAGACCAAGCACCGAACUGUUGAGGAGAUAGAUUAUCUCUUUGAAAAUCGUGUGCCUGCCCGCCGUUUCAAAGGAUACGUGAUCGAUGAAGAGCAGCUCAGACACAACUUGGAGGAGAAUCACGAUUCAAGAGCGUGA